Molecule: messenger RNA, 4300 nt
Organism: Prinia subflava (tawny-flanked prinia)
Lineage: Eukaryota; Metazoa; Chordata; Aves; Passeriformes; Cisticolidae
Product: cytochrome P450 2J2-like
Exons: 9
Coding region: 1876-3345 (489 amino acids)
Biological process (GO): xenobiotic metabolic process
Cellular component (GO): cytoplasm; intracellular membrane-bounded organelle
Molecular function (GO): oxidoreductase activity, acting on paired donors, with incorporation or reduction of molecular oxygen, reduced flavin or flavoprotein as one donor, and incorporation of one atom of oxygen; heme binding; iron ion binding
Source: RefSeq, a predicted model, not a curated record
UUCAUCAGGUAACUCAUUUUAAAGUCUCCAAUAGCAUCAAAAUCUGAAGAAAUGGCUGGAUAAAUAUCUGCUCAAUAGCAUAACUCAGUAACACCACAAUUUUUGAUAUACAAAUGGAACUGUCAAAAUUGGCUGACAAAACCAUAAAAGUUAUUGAACUUCAAAUAGCUUCCCUCAGUUUUUUGUCAACUUAACACUUCAACUGAAAAGUUCAUGGAACCAUACUGCUGGAAAUGAUGCUUAUCAAUUUUUUCUGUUUCCAUUUCUCUGCCCAAAAACCCUAAACAAACAGAUAACAGAGGCACACAGACAAGGUUCUUGGCCUCUGAUGGCUGCUCCAUUUCCACACUUCCUACAAAAGCAUCUGCACAUGCAGCACACUAAAGCAGAAGUGUUGCAUGAAACUGCACAGAAAAGUCAAGUGGUGGCUGCUCAGGAAAGUAAGGCAAGAAAAUUCUACGAUGUCACGGCUGCCCUGUAAAACUGCCCCUGUGUCUCCUGUUGGAAUCUGAAAUUAUUACAAUCCACUGCCAAAAAAAAGACCAAUUGUCAUCUACACAUUUUUCAAGACUGAAUCAUUCAAGACUGUAUUAACCACAUUUUGUUUUACCAAUCCCCACACACAAAAAAAGGAGCUCAUUAGAAAACUGAGUGUCCAUGCCUGUAACUCUCAGUUUCUUAAAGCUCAAUUCAGUUCUUAAGAAGCCCAUGGAUAGCAUUAAACCUUUAUAUUUCAGGAUUAUAACAUACAUUGAUUCCAAUCAAUAACCUUGAUUUUGCAGAAACUUUGACCUGAAAAUUUUUCAGUGCAGACUGCAAAAUUCAGCAAGCCUGCUCAGAGAAAUUAUGAUAAAAUUUUGAAACAAGCAACUUGUACAAUGGAUUUCCUUUAUCUCCUGUUUAGGCUUGAAGAUAGUAUUAGCUAGGUUCUGGAACAAAGUGUUGAAAAAUACUGUGUAAUAUAUCAGUAAGUACAAAAAGUAAGUCUCAAGUUAAAGUUUGCUACACACUGGUACAAACCUCUCUGGUAAACUUCUGGGAUCUGCAAAUCAGUGAGGAUUAAAAGUUUUACCUCUUUCUCCCAUUAAUUUGUUCUUUUCCACAGAUCUAAUAGAACCUGUGCAUGGUUUCGUCUCCAAAAUUUGCACUAGAAGAUUUUAAAACUUAGCAUAAAAUUAAAAAAAAUUAAAAAGAAAAGUUAGAAAACAUAAUAUAAUCUGAUGGAUAGAAAAAUAAUCUCUCACUAGUGUUCACAUAUCAUAACCUAGGAUAUGAUAAAAGGGGAAAGGAGAUACUUCCAAUUAUUAAAUUACCUUUUUGGUUUUCAUAUUAAAGACAAUAAUUUAGCUUUAUGCUGAAUUAAUUCAUUCUUUUACAACUCAGAGACCUCAGAUAUUGUGUAGUUGUUUCUUUUUCUAUAAAGAAACCACACAAUAAUUGCAAUAUUUCACAAUGACAAAAAAUAAUUUCAAUUUUUAACUAUAUGAAACUGCCUGAGGUAUUAACAUUAUACAAAACUCUGAAAACUUCAGAUAAGUAUUUAAUAAUUGGCACUUUGACCCUUUAUCAAGACUAAGAAGGAAACAAAAUACUGAAUGAAAAAAGAGACUUCACAAUUACAUAUCAUAAAGGGUGGGUGUGGCUUGGCUAGCCACAAAGAUCACAUAGUUUGGUUUUUGAGGAGCUUUGGAAAACUGUAGAUUGUCAGAGAGAGAUGGCCACAGGAAGCAUAUCCUUAGAAAGUGUUUGGAUUCAGUAGAAGAAACUUCUCCACAAAUCCAAAUUUUUACAAGUCAUACCAAAAAAAAAAAAAAAGAGAGAGAGAGAGAAGACCAAACAAUCUAAAAGCCAGUGAGAAGUCAAAAUUUUGAUAAAAUGUUGGGGAUUACUGAGAUUUUUGUAGCUCUAGUAGCGUGUCUCCUGAUUUUGCAGUUCCUCAAGCUGCAAUGGAUGCGUACCCAGCUCCCUCCAGGACCAGUUCCCCUCCCCAUCAUUGGAAAUUUGUGGCUGCUGAACUUCAAACUUCGCCGAGAAACUCUCAGUAAGUUAACCCACAUCUACGGAAACAUCUACACUCUGUGGAUGGGACAGACACCUCUGGUUGUGCUGAAUGGAUACAAAGCAGUAAAAGAUGGCAUCGUCACCCACUCAGAAGAAGUUUCUGGAAGACCUCUCACUCCUUUCUACAGGGAUAUGAUGGGCGAGAAAGGUAUUUUCCUGACAAAUGGCCACACCUGGAAGCAGCAGAGACGCUUUGGCAUGACAAUUAUAAGAAGCCUGUCACUUGGUAAGAACAAUUUGGAGCAUCAAAUUCAAACAGAGGCCCGUCACCUUGUGGAUACCUUUGCAAAUACAAAAGGCAAACCUUUUGACCCCCACACUUCCAUCGUCCGUGCAAUUGCAAAUAUCAUUUGUGCUGUUGUUUUCGGGCAUUGCUUCUCCUGUGAGGAUGAAUCUUUCAGCAAACUCAUCAAAGCUAUUUAUUUUGUGAUCUACUUUCAAGGUACUAUCUGGGGCAGGGUCUACGAUGCCUUCCCAUGGCUCAUGCACCAUCUCCCAGGGCCUCAUCAGGAGGUGUUUGCCUACAACGACUUCAUGCACAGAUUAGUCAUGAACGAGGUCGAGGCUCAUGAGAGACAGAACACGGGUGAUCCACAGGAUCUCAUUGACUUCUACCUGGCUCAAAUAACAAAAACCAAGGAUGACCCUACUUCUACAUUCAAUAAAGAAAAUAUGGUUCAGACUGUGGUUGAUCUUUUGCUGGGAGGGACAGAAACAACAAGCACCACCCUUCUCUGGGCACUGCUCUACAUGGUACAAUACCCAGAAAUACAAGAAAAGGUUCAAAGAGAGAUGGAGGCUGUUCUGGAACCCUCCCACGUCAUCAGCUAUGACGACCGCAAGAAGCUGCCCUACACAAACGCUGUGAUUCACGAGGCUUUGCGCUACAGCAACGUCACCUCUGUUGGGGUUCCCCGACAGUGCCUGAGGAGCACAACUCUGCUGGGUUUUCACAUUAAAAAGGGCACGCUUGUGUUGCCAAAUCUGCACUCUGUGGUGUAUGACACUGAGCACUGGGCAACCCCUUGGAAGUUCAACCCAGAUCAUUUUCUAGAUUUGGAUGGCAACUUUGUGAACAAAGAGGCAUUCUUACCUUUCUCAGCAGGGCACCGUGUAUGUUUGGGGGAACAGAUGGCACGAGUUGAACUCUUCAUCUUCUUUACCAACCUCCUUCGAGCAUUUACAUUCCAGCUCCCCGAGGGAGUGAAGGAAAUCAAUCUGGAGUACAUUUUGGGUGCAAUACUGCAGCCACAUCCAUAUAAACUCUGUGCUAUUCCACGCUAGUCUGCAACACACUACAAUGCUGAGAGACUUCAACCUGUUAGUAAGAGCAGUUCCUUUAAAGACAUGUUUCACUAUCUCAGUUCUAUUCAGAUGGAGGUAGCUCAAUACAGCAAAUUAAGUGUUUUUAUUCUGGAGGUCUGACUGCAUCUACUGAACUUUCUGAAAUGAAAAUAAGUCUACUUGCCAAACUCAAAUAAUUGAGUCUUACACAAACACACAGUAUUUCCAAAAAAAUGCAUUUUCACACUCACAGUAGCAGUGAAUGAGCUGUGGGGUGUUAGAGAAGUGGCCUGUAUCAAGUAGUUUCCUGCAUGUACAGUGUCAGGUCAGUGUCACUCUUAAAAUGGGACAACUGGUUAGUAAGGAUGCUUGAAUCAAAUUGUCUUCAGUAAGCUGUUACUCUUCUGAGUUCACAGGUCUUUUCUUAGAUCUUCUUGCAGGAGGUAACAGAGUAUACACAACACUUAGUGUAGAUUCCUUUGCCUUUCACUCUCUCACAAAGCAUUAUAGAGUGCAGCAUAAACUUCACACACACAACAAUUAUUGUAGUAUGGGGCCUCUCAUAACCAUGGCCCAUUUAGAAAUCCUUACAUCUUUUUUUACUUCCUCCAUAUACAAUUUCUAUUUCAUCACAACUAGGGUCCCAUGCACUUUCACAUGCACCUUGCCUUCUGUUCAGAAACAUUAUAUGAUCCAGUCAUUUCCUACUUGAAAAGAAAGGAACAGCUUUUCAAGAAAUUAAGAAAAUAAAUGAUGUCAACAGUUGUUAUAGUAGGUACAGUAGAGAUUUAUUACUCAUGGUGUUUUCUUUCGUUCUUUUUCCAUAUGAACAGAUGUGGAAGGUUUUGACCAUUUAAAAUUCAGCUGAAAGCAUCCUAAAUCCUUUCAAUUUUCAAAAUUCAACAGGAGCUAGCAGAAAUUAUGGCAGGAUGUAGUUAAAAGCAAAAACAGAAUA